CCGAGUCGCGCGUGAGGCGUGAGGCGGUGCUGAGGAUCCGGGCCGCGGGCAGCUUGAGGCCGGGGCGGGACUGUCCAGUGAGCGAGCCAGCGAGCGAGCGCGGCGGGAACCCGCAGCCACAGCAACCCCGGAGCCACAGCCGCAGCCACCGUCCGCGGAGCCCAGCCCAGCCGGCCAUGGCGCUGUCGAUGCCCCUGAACGGGUUGAAGGAGGAGGACAAAGAGCCCCUCAUCGAGCUCUUCGUCAAGGCUGGCAGUGAUGGAGAGAGCAUAGGAAACUGCCCCUUCUCACAGAGGCUCUUCAUGAUUCUUUGGCUCAAAGGAGUUGUGUUUAGUGUCACAACUGUUGACCUGAAAAGGAAGCCUGCAGAUCUGCAGAACUUGGCUCCGGGGACCCACCCACCGUUUAUAACCUUCAACAGUGAAGUCAAAACGGAUGUAAAUAAGAUUGAGGAAUUUCUUGAAGAAGUCUUGUGCCCUCCCAAGUACUUAAAGCUUUCACCAAAACACCCAGAGUCAAACACUGCUGGAAUGGACAUCUUUGCCAAAUUCUCUGCUUACAUCAAGAAUUCAAGGCCAGAGGCUAAUGAAGCACUGGAGAGGGGGCUCUUGAAGACGCUGCAGAAACUGGAUGAGUAUCUGAACUCUCCCCUCCCUGACGAAAUUGAUGAGAACAGUAUGGAGGACAUCAAGUUUUCCACGCGAAGAUUUCUGGACGGUGAUGAGAUGACACUGGCAGACUGCAACCUGCUGCCCAAGCUGCACAUUGUCAAGGUGGUGGCCAAAAAAUACCGCAACUUUGAUAUUCCUAAAGGAAUGACGGGUAUCUGGAGAUACCUGACAAAUGCCUACAGUAGGGAUGAGUUCACCAACACCUGUCCCAGCGACAAGGAGGUGGAAAUCGCAUACAGUGAUGUCGCCAAGAGACUUACCAAGUAAAGAGCACUUUCAAGAGAUGCCUUCAGAUUUCCCCAAAAUACGCUUUCCUAACAGACUGCUCUGCCUCCUCUAAAGUAGAAGUGUAUUUUGCAUGAACAUGCAGUUAUUCAAGUCUAGGAUUAAAGAUAGACAAAGUGUAAUAGUUAUCUCCA
This is a messenger RNA of Phodopus roborovskii (desert hamster), 1090 nucleotides long. RefSeq names its product chloride intracellular channel 4 (gene Clic4). The coding region runs from base 177 to 938 and encodes 253 amino acids. Lineage: Eukaryota; Metazoa; Chordata; Mammalia; Rodentia; Cricetidae. The record is from RefSeq and is a predicted model, not a curated record. The transcript is spliced from 6 exons.